CUCGACCUCUGGAAUUCAGCCUACAACUCCCUACGCGACAGUCUAAGUUCAGCUGGCCUGGUGACUGUCUACGAGUCAAUCCUGUGCCAAGAACUGCCUAAUAACCAGUCCAUCGGCGGAAUCAACCAGUCCCUCCCUCGAUCUGAUGACGAGAGGUUGAGAAAUUUAAUCACCAUUACUGAAUCGGGACUGAAAAAGUGUCGGACCAAAUCCCAAGCAGACGACCAGGCAAAAGCCUUGAUUCGGGCUUCUAGGAAGAUCAUCAAGUCUGUAUGGGCAGAUUAUCCGUCCACCGCAGUGGCCUGGUCGGGCAUCUGCAUCCUGACACCGCUUCUUCUUGGCGCAACAAUAGCGAUAGAAGACAUGAGGCGUGGCGCCAUACAUGUUCUUGGACGCAUCCCAUGGUACAUGCACCUGUCAGAGCUGAUUCUGGGCAGCGCAUGGAAGAGUGAUGCCGAAUUUUACACCCAGCGCGACCGAACAAGGGAGAAGCUACUAAAAUUGUACCGCAAGGUGCUCGAGUUCGAAAUGAAUUGCGUAUGCGCGGCAGCGAGCAGCUGGAAUAAUGCCGCAAAAAAUGUCGUUGGAUGGCAUAAGCUAGGAGCCAUGGUGCGCGAGAUUGAGGAGCUCGACGCCGAAAUCAGCAAUCUCAUU
Trichoderma virens Gv29-8 is the source of this 654-nucleotide messenger RNA. RefSeq lists its product as uncharacterized. The transcript is spliced from 2 exons. Lineage: Eukaryota; Fungi; Ascomycota; Sordariomycetes; Hypocreales; Hypocreaceae. The record is from RefSeq and is a predicted model, not a curated record. The annotation marks the transcript as partial.